GCCGACUUGUCCGCUGUGAAGGCUGUAGAAACCGUGAGUCAUCACGUUAGUCGAUAGGUGGUAAAAUUGCAUAGCCGAGGUGGAAAGUCGCCCACCUGGCCUCAUAUAACACGUCGUCUUGGCGAGGACUCCCCAGGUAGCCAUCCCAGCACGCAAUCCAACUCACUCCCCGCUCAACGACUUCAGCUGUCUAGAAUCCACACAACAUGUCCUCGGCACCGAUCGUUGAACUCCGCGACGUCGAGCUCCAUUACUUCGCGAUAUGCGGGCGCGGAGAACCGAUCCGCUUGCUACUCGAAGAUGCUGGCGUGCCUUACGUCGAGAACAACGACGGUGAUGCAUUUUUCGCCAAGAAGUGGGACCUGGACGAAUACCGGUUCAAUCAGCUGCCCAGGCUCAAGGUGAACGGCCUCAAUCUGGCUCAGCUAGAUGCGAUCCUGCGUUAUAUCGCCAAGGCAAGGGGCUAUGGAGGCAAUGGAAACCUUGAAGAUGAAGCUGUAGCAGACAUGCUUGCGGUUGCCUGCGAGGAUCUCCACGUCACAUACCUAUCAAAAGUAUACAGUCCUGACGCGGCAAAUCUUCUGCCACCGUUUGCGAAGGAGCAUGUGCCAAAGGUUCUGAAACAAUUUGAGCACCUACUCCAACAGAGCAAGAGUCCAAAGGGCUACUUUGUAUACGACCACCCGUCAUUCGCCGAGUUCCAUCUCUACUACCUCCUCUUCGCCCUUUCACAUCUCAACCCUGCCCUUCUCGCCAACUUCCCCGCCCUGUCCGCAUGGAGGGAGACGAUGAGUGCGAGGCAGGGCAUCAAGGCAUACGAGACGAGCGGGAGAAGGAGAGAGAUGCUGAACGCUGCCCCGACCGCUCAGAUGCGUGUCGUUUGAAAUGUCGCUAAUACAGACGGUAUCUGGAGCCGAGAGUGGGACUUCUGUUAGUUUGUCAUACUCAGGUGUUCAUCAGCUCAGCGUCUUGCUAUGAGGCAAUGGAAAGGCUACUCGCCGUCGAUCUUAUAACUGCAAUAUUUGUGGUUCCCUGACAGGCGCAUAG
Rhodofomes roseus is the source of this 1047-nucleotide messenger RNA. Its product is annotated as pi class glutathione S-transferase. Bases 207 to 884 code for a protein of 225 amino acids. The record is from RefSeq and is a predicted model, not a curated record. Gene Ontology annotation, molecular function: glutathione transferase activity. The transcript has 6 exons. Gene Ontology annotation, biological process: glutathione metabolic process. NCBI's taxonomy places the organism in Eukaryota, Fungi, Basidiomycota, Agaricomycetes, Polyporales, Fomitopsidaceae.